This is a messenger RNA of Alternaria ethzedia, 417 nucleotides long. RefSeq names its product COPII-coated vesicle protein (gene ERV14). The coding region runs from base 1 to 417 and encodes 138 amino acids. The transcript has 4 exons. Gene Ontology annotation, cellular component: endoplasmic reticulum membrane; COPII-coated ER to Golgi transport vesicle. Gene Ontology annotation, biological process: endoplasmic reticulum to Golgi vesicle-mediated transport. The record is from RefSeq and is a predicted model, not a curated record. NCBI's taxonomy places the organism in Eukaryota, Fungi, Ascomycota, Dothideomycetes, Pleosporales, Pleosporaceae.
AUGACUGGCGAAGCAUGGUUGUACCUGUUGGCGGUGCUGAUAAAUGCCGUCAACCUGUUCCUACAAGUCUUCUUUACUAUCAUGUACAGCGAUCUGGAAUGUGACUACAUCAACCCCAUCGAUCUCUGCAACCGCCUGAACACCUACAUCAUCCCCGAGGCCGCCGUUCACGCUUUCCUGACCUUCCUAUUCCUCAUCAACGGAUACUGGAUCGCAUUGAUCCUGAACCUACCUCUGUUGGCAUGGAACGGAAAGAAGAUCUUUGAGAACCAGCAUCUGUUGGACGCAACGGAGAUCUUCAGGAAGCUCAAUGUGCACAAGAAGGAAUCCUUCAUCAAGCUGGGUUUCCAUCUGCUCAUGUUCUUCUUCUACCUCUACAGCAUGAUUGUCGCCCUCAUCCGCGACGAGUCUCACUAG